AUGCAAUACCUUACGUUUCACUGGAAGCCUUCUGAGUCCGAUAUACUUCAUUCUCAUCAAGUUACCAAAGGAAAGAAGACGUGGAAAGUUUCUUUUCAAUCCAAAUCGCUAAAACAGUUUCCCUGGCUUUGCUACAGUAACUUACUUGAAGGUGGUAUUUGUAGUCACUGUAUCUUAUUCCCUCACAAAGUUACCAAGGGAACAACACCAGGUGUAUUGGUCACAGCACCAUACCAGAAAUCGUACACUAAGGCACUUGGCAAGGAUGGCAUCCUCAACUGUCAUGAGCAAUCUGUGAUUCAUAAAUAUGCAACUGAACAGGCAGACCUCUUCAAACAAACUUUUGAGAAUCCUGACAGGUGUAGAGUAGAUUCCCAGCUGGCGACGUCCGUAGCCAAUCAAGCCACUGAGAACAAAGAAAUUCUACGACAGAUUGUUUUGGCUGUAGAGUUUCUGGCAAAGCAGAGUCUGGCCUUUAGAGGUCAUCAUGAUGAUCGUGUUGAUUUUUCUAGUUAUGAAAUUAACAGAGGAAACUUUGUUGCCCUGCUACAAUUACUGGCCAAAGGAAACGACUCUCUUCAGAAGCACCUCUUGUCAUCAAACAGACAAGCAAGAUAUACUAGCAAAACUAUCCAGAAUGAUGUCAUUCACGUGUAUGCGUCAAAAAUUAAGGAAAGGCUGACAAAAGACCUAAGGACCAAGGAACUUCCUUUCACGAUUAUAGCAGAUGAGAAUAAAGAUCCACACUCAAACCAGGAAAUCUUAUCUUUAUGCUUGAGGUUUGUGGACCAGUCAACGCCAAACGAUCCUCAUGUCAAAGAAUGCCUAAUUAGUUUCAUGCACUUGGAACGAACAAAUGCCAAUGCAAAUGCGAACAAUUUCUUUGGAUCCUAGCAACAUCCGUGGUCAGGCAUAUGAUGGAGCCUCCGUUAUGUCAAGUGGAAAGGAAGGAGUGCAGGCGAAGAUAAAAGAGACCAGUCCGUUAGCUCUUUACACGCAUUGCUAUGCUCACUGCCUGAACCUCUCCAUCGCAGCAACAUGCAAACUGCCAGAAGUGCGAAAUUUGAUAGGCCUGAUUAACGAGGCAUAUCUAUUUUUAAAUAACAGCCCAAAGCGGCAGCAGCUGUUCGAGUUGACACUGAAAGAAUACCUGCCUGAGAAUUCUCACAGCAAGCUUCCAGGUCUUUGCAAGACACGCUGGGUGGAAAGACACACUUGCCUAGAUGUUUUCCUGGAAAUGUAUGAGCUCCUUGUCACCUUUCUAGAUGCAGUUAUUUCCCCCCACGAGUACCCACAUUUGAAAUCGUCUACUGGAAGCUGGAAUUGGGACAAAGAUACUAUCACAAAAGCCCAGGGACUGAAAGCCUCUUUGUUGACAUUCCAGACUGUAGUGGUUUUCAUUACAACCAAGAAUAUUCUUGAUGAAGUUAAAGCUCUUGCAUCAAAGCUGCAGAAACAAGAUCAAGAUAUUUUUGAAGCUUACACGAUGGUUGACGAAGUAAUUGGAAACAUCAAGUCUGCUAGAAAAAACAUUGACGUUGACUUUCAAGUCUGGUACAAAGAAAUGUUAGACCUUUCUGGGAAACUAGGAAUCGUUGAAGCUGUACCCAGAAAGACUAGCAUACAGAGGAAUCGCUCAAACAUUCCCAGUUCUACUCCAAUUGACCAUUACAAAAAAUCUGUGGCUAUUCCCCUUCUUGAUUCCCUGAUUAUUCAAAUGCAAGACCGAUUUUCUGGCGAGGAUCGCCACGCCCGUCACUUGCUUUAUCUAGUACCCUCAAUCAUAGUUAAUAACUCCCAGGAGCUAUCUGAAGCAGCAAAAGGCAUGUUGUUCUGGGAGAAUGACCUUCCAUUUCCCAAAUCCCUUGGAAAUGAGCUGCGACGAUGGCAAACUAUGUGGCAGUCAGCAGAGAAGGAACUUCCAAACAAUCUUCUAUUAGCACUUGGUGUGUGUGACGAGGAUACUUUUCCAAACAUCCAUCGUCUUCUUCUAAUUGCAUGCACCCUACCAAUCAGUAGUGCGGAAGCUGAGCGGUCCUUUUCACUCAUGAAACGGAUCAAGACCUGCACCAGAUCAACGAUGUCAGAAGGGCGCUUCUCAGAUCUCGCCGUGAUCGCCAUGCAUUACCCGGAGAGAUUCGAAGUAGACGAGAUCUGCGAGGCUUUUGUAAAAGCUCACCCUUGA
Molecule: messenger RNA, 2185 nt
Organism: Pocillopora meandrina
Lineage: Eukaryota; Metazoa; Cnidaria; Anthozoa; Scleractinia; Pocilloporidae
Source: the annotation of a GenBank genome assembly